UAAAGCGGACAGGACAGGAAAACAAACCAUAAACCAUAUAAAUAUAAAACAUUUACAUAUAGGCCUAGCUGGAAGUGAGCAUAUAUUGAAUAGCCACCAGGGGGCAGUGCCGCUUGCUGCAAACAAAACUUUAUAAAGUCAGUAAACAUUACCCUGAGGAGUUACAGGUCUCCAUAACCAUUACUCAUCUUCUUCAGUAGAACAUUAAGACUUUUUUUCCCAAUUUGAGGCAAAACACAGUUGGCAUCAUUUAGGCUGCUCAGUAAGAGCAACCGAGGACAGAUUCCUCCUCUGAGACAGUUUCUCUACCAUUUCCAUCCAUAUUCACUCUUACUUUCUUCCACUAGGCAAAAAGGAGUGCAGCAGCAGCAGCAGCAGCAGCAGCAGCAGCAGCAGACAUCCCUCCUCCUGUGAGCUGAGUCCACCGACUCCACCGCCCAGACAGAGGAUGUUAUCUGAACCGUGGCUGGCCCUGCACAACCUGGCCUGUCUGAACAGAGCGUAUGAGGAGGGCAGGAGGGAGAAGAGGCUGCAGGAGGAAAACACAGAGCAUUUAAGACGUCGUGAAGAUGAGGGGAAAGAGGACGAGGAGAGGAGGGAGAGCACAGUUCACGCCGGGGAAUUCAGAGGCGCAGGAGACCUUCUGAGGGUCUCACAGUCACUCCUGUCCCUCACAGAGGUGAGGAGUUCUUCUCAGGUGACCUUCAGCAGACUGCUCUCAAAGACGGGUCAGAAGAGGAUCUCUGUGGAGAAGCUUCCCAUCGUCUGUCCAUCGCCUCAGUCCCACCUCCGCAGGAACACCCUGCCCUCCGUCACUGUGGCUCCGCCUCUGCUUCACCUCCCGCCCUUAGUCGACCAAUCGGACUCUCGCCGGCAGCUACCAGCGUGGGUUUCCCUCUCCAAAAGCAAGAGCAUGGCAUUCCUGCCUCACCCACCCAGCUCCUCCACGUCCAGAGCCUCCACAAGAGCUUCGCCGCUCCCUCCACUGGCCCUCUCCUCCUCCGUCUCCUCCCUGGUUGCUCCUCCUCCCUCCUCCUCCUCCAGGAGGUCACUGCGGCGUCACUCGGUGCAGCUGGUUCACAGCAGAGGGGAGCACGUCAACCACUUCAGCUUUUAA
Solea solea (common sole) is the source of this 1117-nucleotide messenger RNA. RefSeq lists its product as uncharacterized. The transcript has a single exon. Bases 449 to 1117 code for a protein of 222 amino acids. The record is from RefSeq and is a predicted model, not a curated record. NCBI's taxonomy places the organism in Eukaryota, Metazoa, Chordata, Actinopteri, Pleuronectiformes, Soleidae.